Messenger RNA from Homalodisca vitripennis (glassy-winged sharpshooter), 1071 nucleotides. Its product is annotated as brachyurin-like. The coding region runs from base 102 to 1022 and encodes 306 amino acids. The record is from RefSeq and is a predicted model, not a curated record. Gene Ontology annotation, biological process: proteolysis. Lineage: Eukaryota; Metazoa; Arthropoda; Insecta; Hemiptera; Cicadellidae. Gene Ontology annotation, molecular function: serine-type endopeptidase activity. The transcript is spliced from 7 exons.
AGGAUAAUAAUUGUUCAUUGAUAACGGAACAUUUACGUAAAAAAGGUACUAUAAGAACUCAAUUAUCAUUUCGCAACCCAGAUAAAACACUAUCAACAACCAUGUUCCUUCGCCUAGUCACGAUUUCCUGCUUUGGCCUCCUUGCAGUUCAAGUUGGGAAGAUUGCAAGUUUCCCACUUGACCUCAAUCUUAAUAAUGUAACAUCAAAAAACAUUUUCCUCAAAAGCCAUGCUGGACUCGAUUUUAAACAACGUGAAGAUGCCAUCCACCGCCGACUGGGUAUCACGCUGAAUAUCGUGAAUGGACAGACAGCCUCCCGGGGACAGUUCUGUUACCAGGCUUACAUGCAGUUUUCUAACGGAUGGAACUACUGGGCUUGUGGUGGCUCUCUGAUAUCUCCUACCACUGUCCUCACUGCUGCCCACUGUGCCAAAGGGGCCAGGUCUGCUAAUGUCGUAUUGGGCGGCCUAGACUUGAGACAACGAAAGGAGACAGGCCGAAUUGUGUUAACAGUGCCCGGCAGCGGGAUGAUGGUUCACGAGAACUACAAUGAUAAUGAUGUCUACAAUGACAUAGCUGUAGUCAAGUUACCUCGUCCUGUCACACUCAAUCAAUAUGUGUGCACUGUGAAGGUGCCAGGUUGCACAUCCCCCAGUACUCGCCCUAACACUCAGGGCUCAUUCACUAUCAGUGGCUGGGGAAAAACAUCUGAUUCUACCACAACAUGGAGACUGAUGUACGCAAAUGUACCAGGAGAAUCGCUGAGCGAGUGUGCCAGUUUCUAUAGAGACAAUGCUGACUAUAGAGUGAUUGACUCUCAACUAUGCACCAGUGGUUCAGGCGGCAAAAGUACUUGCAGUGGAGAUAGUGGUGGUCCCCUGGUGCAAGUAGAUAUUGAUGGCAGCAUCGUGCAGCGAGGCAUUGUAUCUCUGGGCUUGAGCUCCUGUGAAGUUAACGCCCCCAGUGUCUACACAGACGUCAACUACUUCUCACCUUGGCUCUGUCCAAAACUAUUGAAGUGAUGCUGUUGUAUUUGUGUACAAAAAUAAAAAAUUAUUUUUAGAAAAUUUA